CUGUUUGGGUGUCACGUGACCAAAUUGGUCUCAUGAUGUGAGACUUCCUGUUUGAGCCUGGUGAUACAGAGCCAUCGUUUUCAUUAUAAAUACCUCAGACCUGUAGUCGUUUGGAUGAUGUUCUGGUAAGGGAUAUACGGUAUCCCACAGUAUGCAUGUGCCAGUUCAAGCUCCCACCUCCAGGUGAUCUUCUCCAGCUAAAGUUCGGCUUCUUCCCUCCAUCACCAUGACCACUGAACAGCAGACUACUGCUCUACCCCAGCCCAGCCCAGAGUGCUUUUCCUGGGACUAUCGCCUCCAGCUCAUCAGCCUUGGCUUUGGGUUCUACACAUCUGUAUUUCUCCUCUCCCACCUCCUCUCACUGGCUUUGUGCCGCACCUACAAUGCUCUCCCAGGCAAGGAGAAGGUCUUCUGGAACCUGGCAGCCACUCGAGCAGCGUUUGGCAUACAGAGCGCGGUGGCAGGACUUCGGGCUCUGACUGAGGAAUCUGCCUUAAAUAAAGACAAAGUGAGGGGCCAGGAGGAUUGGUCGUGGUUUCACAUCCUCACAGCUACAGGCUUUUUUGUGUUUGAGAACAUAGCACUUCAUGCAUCUAGUGUGGCGUUCCGGUCAUUUGAUCUUCCCCUGGCCACACACCAUUUCUUUGCCUUGUCAGGAUUUGCAGGUGCUGUGGUGUUUGAUUCUCAGGGACACUUCCUGGCAAUGGUUACUCUCCUCCUGGAGAUGAGUACGCCUUUUACCUGCAUCUCUUGGAUGCUGCUUAAGGCUGGCUGGGCUCGCACUCUCUUCUGGAGAGCCAACCAGUGGGUGAUGAUCCACAUGUUCCAUUGCCGCAUGGUGCUCACUUAUUACAUGUGGUGGAUCACUCUGACCCACUGGGAAGGGAUCAACACCCACGUGGCGCUAUUCCAAAGGCUGAUCUUCUUCUCGGGACUCGCUCUGCUCACAUUCAUCAUCAACCCAAUCUGGACACAGAAGAAGACCAUGCAGCUGCUAAAUCCUGUGGACUGGAACUUUGGGAACAUUCCGGCACCGGUUAAUGGCGGCGUGGGGGAUCAGUCUGUGGUUUCUGAAAAACCCCAUGAAAGCUAAAAAGCAUUUAAAAGGUCCCAACCUGCUGAACUUACACUGCUUUUCUAAUCCACAUCUCUGACGUUUUAGAUUGAGAUUUUUAGAAACAUGAAAAACACUUUAGUUAAAUGAGAUGUCAUCAUGCUGCGUGUUGCAACCUAGUCUUGCAUCGGGCUGGUUUGGUUUUGUCCAGCUUGUUUGCUUUUAAAAGAGGGUGUAUUUAAUUCUUAAGCUUUGCUGUGAUCUCCAGUAUAUUUUGCAAUGAUCCAAAUUGGCGUCAUUGUGUUUUUAUUUUUCAUUUACAAAAGAAAACUGGUUUAACUGCAGCAGUGUAAGGUUUAAAAUUUGGCAAUCUCUGUUUUAUCAGAUGCUUUAAUAUCUGCCAUUGAUGACAAAAAAUUACAUCAAUAGGCUGUUUCCGCUCUCACUAAUAAAGUUACUCUGACCUUACUGCACACAUAAGAGAGUUUGGUGUUUAAUUUGAGGAAAGUGACUUUAUUUGUUGGAUCCAUUUAAGCCUAAUUGGGAAAAUUAGUUUGCAGUGGUCUCAGAGUGCAAGUCUUCCACCAUCAGUGCUAUGACACAGAAAGCUUUUUUCCUUGGCUGGAAGAAAGCCCUGGAAUUGUUGCCUUAACAAAGGCCUUACUGUCUGAAAUGGAGAUGCAGUCUGACAAAACCAAACCAGUGUUGACAACAAAACAAGCAAAUUACCUCUAAACCUAAAUGUAUUUUUAUAUUGUAAGAAAUGUACUUUAAAUUGCAGAAGUUGGGUGUAUUUAACAUUUUGUUAUUAUUAUUGCAUUUCUUUGCUCACAGUUGCUUCACUGUACUGCAUCUGAAUGUUUUUUUUUUUGUCAGUGCUACAAGCAUUUUCUUAUUGUUUUUCUAUGUACUAAUUAUUAUUUGGUCUCUAAAUCCCACUGCAAAAAUUGUAUGAAGUGUUUGAACGGUUAAAUGACAAAAUUACAGGCACUGGAAAGGACUGUGCAAUCACCAUAAAUAUUCUUGAAUUGGAUCAGCAUUUAAAUAAGAGAUGUUGGGGAAAAGUGAUUUUUUUUUUUUUUUCUGAUCUGGAUUAAAUAUAUUAUUUUGACUCAGGUCGAAACAUAAUAUGGUCUUGGUCUGAAUAAACUGACAAUUGCUUUUCAUCCAUGAAAUGCUAUAUGUUUGUGAUAGAUAGAUAUAGAAAUUAUGGCUGCACAUUAGAAGAAUAUGCAUUUGUGUGUUUAUCAAAUAUUGCAAUGGCAAUGGUGAUUAUGGUUAACCCACGAUUUCCUUGAUACUCUCUUUUUUUAUUAUUUGAACGUCCCUAACAACUCAGCUUAAGCUUCAUCAUCUUAGUUACUAAUGUUUAUAACAGAUGUAGGCAUGAGACCAAUGAACAUCUAUCGAAGAAGCCAAAUGUAUUAUUGGUAGGCAGAGUUUGAGUGUGAAGUAUUACAUUCUACCAAAUAAUGCAUUCAAGUAGUACUUUGUAGUUGAGAUAUGCCAGACAUACAUAUUGGCAUAAUAAUCAAUAUACUGUGUAAGUGUAGAAUUGUCUUUUGGUAUCUUAAAGUGGCUUUGUUUCAAUAAAAAAGGCUUUUAGUAUCUUACAUUGUUGGUUUCCAACUUUAAGGCUUAAUUUAUUAUAAAUAGACCUUGCAGCUUUUAAUUUCAGCUGUUGCACCUUGGCACCAUUGUGUUUUUGUGUGCUCUGGGAAAAUACAAGAAUGUUAGGUUCACAAUAAAAAAAAAUUCUGAAACAA
This is a messenger RNA of Girardinichthys multiradiatus, 2820 nucleotides long. RefSeq names its product CLN8 transmembrane ER and ERGIC protein (gene cln8). The record is from RefSeq and is a predicted model, not a curated record. The coding region runs from base 227 to 1093 and encodes 288 amino acids. The transcript is spliced from 3 exons. Gene Ontology annotation, cellular component: endoplasmic reticulum; membrane. Gene Ontology annotation, biological process: lipid homeostasis. Lineage: Eukaryota; Metazoa; Chordata; Actinopteri; Cyprinodontiformes; Goodeidae.